Hermetia illucens (black soldier fly) is the source of this 3383-nucleotide messenger RNA. It is a transcript of the gene Tti1, whose product is annotated as TELO2-interacting protein 1 homolog. Gene Ontology annotation, biological process: chromatin remodeling. The transcript has 10 exons. Gene Ontology annotation, cellular component: cytoplasm. NCBI's taxonomy places the organism in Eukaryota, Metazoa, Arthropoda, Insecta, Diptera, Stratiomyidae. Bases 69 to 3323 code for a protein of 1084 amino acids. The record is from RefSeq and is a predicted model, not a curated record.
CAACGGAAAUUACAGUGAUAUUUCUAAGUGUUUUAGUUCUAGUGAAAGUACAAAAAUAGAAUUUCAAAAUGCUCUCGCCAGAAAAAUUCAUUUCGAAAAUAAAGCCAGCAUGUGAGGCGUUCCUCAGAUCCUCCACCAGAGAAAAUCUACAUAGAUUACGCAAAGAGAUGGAAGAGGUGGAAGAUUGCACGAUUGAUAGAUUCCAAUCCUACAUCCUUUUUCCGUUAACAAUGAGAAUGGAUGAAAUUCAGGAACGAAGUAGUGGAGUGAAAUUAGAACUGAUAGCCACCAUAGACUACAUAAUAAAUCGAGUGAAAAUAAGGGAGAAGAACGCCAUAAAAACGAUCCUUGUAAUUUCGUUGAAGCAAGUCUAUGACUUCGAAAGUGGUCACAUCAACGAAAGUUCAUCUGAGGAUUUGAAACUUGCAAUGAUAAGCGUAUUGUCCAGUACAUUGCGCAGAUCAUCUUAUGAUACACUGGAAAGCUUCUACACGAAGGAGAACGCUGGGUUCAUUGGGAAGAUUGCCGUGGCCUGUGUAGAACUCAUCGACAAGGAAAGAUACAAAAAGUUAAGAAUUGCGGCUAUGGAAUGUCUGAUGAGCGCAUUUUAUGUGUACGACGCGGCUGAUUUUUCGGAUAUUGUUAUGAGGCAUGCCGUCGCUAAUAUCGUUUUUGCAUUUCUUCCGAAAAUCAUUUCGACUUUAGUAUUAGUGGCUACUGGUGAUGAAAUUCAAGGACAGCAAGUAAUAAAGACGGCAAUCAAAACUGCCGGUCGUAUACUCUGUCUCAUAUUCGAGGACUAUAACAAAGAUCAGAAUGAAACCGAACUUCAGGUGAAUGACUUCCUUCAACUAGUUAAGGCAGCUUCAACGUCGGGUGAAGAUUCAUCACCAUCACAAUCGGAUGAUGAAGUUCUGGCGAUGAAUCUUCAAUCAAAACCAAUGGAAGAACGCUUGAAAACCUUGCAAACAUUGGAACGGAGUAAUGCAUGGCUUGGUGCAUCAUCACGAAAACUUCGGAAAACUCUUAGAGGCAUGGACAGAAUACGGGCAAGCUCAUCGAAUCAAGUUCGUGAAGAAUUUGCAACAAUGUGUUGCACAUUAAUUGAAAAAUGUUACAAACAUUUGAACGCAAAUUUUAAUAUAUUCUUGGAGAAUGUUUUUGCCCUAUCGCAAGAUGAAGACCAAAGAAUUCGUGCUAUAUGUGUAGAUUUCCUUGGAAGAGUGAAUAAAGAUCCAGUGUUGUCGCCCAUAUUAUCUGCAAGUGUUGAUGAAUUAUUGCAGAUGCAUUUAGUAAAGUUACCACGAGUUAUAAACCGAUGGGACGACACUGAACAACUAACCGAAUUCCUAUUUUGGAAAGGCUUAGUCGACAAUACAUCAGAUGAUAUAUUGGCAGCUGCCUUUACUGUCGAUAAGAAAUGUAAACAAUUCUGUGACUGCCUCUUUCAGGCCUUAGAACUUAAAUUGGACAAUGAAUUGUUGAAGGAAGAAUACGCAAUCAGAGAUGUUGAAGAAGAUAUAAACGAGGUGAAGCCAUUUUAUUGGAGAAGAUUCGAAAAAAUUAACGAUGAAAGGGUUAUUGCUUUGAUCAAGGACAUAGUUUCGGCUUUGGGGCAGAUGCAAAAAGUUGGGAGUAUGCUUAUUAAUCAUUUAUGGAAAAUUUUAGAACAUGAUUUACCAGAUAUAAAUGAAGUUAUUUUGAUCUAUGUUUUCUUGCUAAAUGAUUUUCUGCCUUAUGACCCUCACCUUGAAAAUCACAUCUUCACCUUGCAAGAACUUUUGGAAGAGCGUCGAUGGAAUUUGGAGUUACGAGCGAAUGAAAUGCCCCGACUACCAUUGAAAAACAACACGUGUUGGUAUGUUGAACGUACACCUGGACUUUAUGAAUCCGCGGUCGAGAUUCGGACACAAGAUGUGAGUGAUAGAGACUAUGAUGGAGAUGUAGAUGACGAUGAUUUUGUAAAUAUCGUUAAUGCACAGUUCAAUGUUCUUCAUACCUGCCUUUUGUUGGACGCUAUUGGUCAUCUGACAUCAUUAGUAAAAUACGGGCUGUACGAUAAUUUGCCUAGGAGCGUCCAUAGAAUCCUAGAGAAAGCAAGUAGCAGUAACUUCAUGGUACAUGAAGCGGCCAUGUAUGCACUCAAAUGCAUAGCGAAAGGAUUAAAUUUGGAAUCGAUACCUGCUGUAAUUCGAGAAUUCCGAAAUUUUAUUACAUAUUUUACCAAUCUUGCUCUUAAAAAGAAAGACGAUAACAAAACAGCGUUCGACAUACUCAGUACAGUUCUGCGCUACGGCACGUUUGAAUCCAUUUCAUAUUUAGAAAAUGUGAUAAUUACAAUAAUCGAGGAGGCCUCCCGGAAACAUCUAGCAACAAAGUAUGAAUCAUUUUUAAAGGUCUUUCACAUGUUUCUGGUGAACCUAGGAAAGUGGAUCAAAAAACUCAAGAAAAAUGAAUCAAUGAAAUUCGUCUCAGAAAAUGAAGAAAAUUGGCAACAAAUGGAAGAACAAAUAGACUUAUACGAUCAGUGGGUGGAAAUCCUGAACAAACAAUUUGAUGAAUACGAUGACCCUGCCGGAUCCGAAGAAUAUGAUUCCGACACACCCCUCAAUAAAAUCCGAAGAGAAGGGGAAGCUCCGUACGAUAUCGAGGAACAAGAACAGCUAGUAUCUAAGAAAACACUGCCAAAGCAUAUAGAAAUUGUGACAAAAAUACUCAAACAAGUUUUGAAAUCUAUUUCAUCCAAAAACCACAUGCAGAAGAUCAUUUCACUUGAUUGUCUCGUUGCUGGUUUGCCACUUUUGAAAGAUUACGAGGACGAACUGUUGCCAAUUUGCCAUUUAAUUUGGCAACCUUUCGUCCAGAAGUUUAAAGAGAAAAAUGCAAAUGUAUUAAGUCGGUGUUUGACGCUACUACAAGUUCUUGCAAUUCACGCCAAGGAUUUUCUAUUAUCACGAACGACUAAGGAUGUUCUUCCAGUUCUUACCGAUUUUCUCCGCGAGUCCUCCAAGAACACCUUAUCAAAAGCAUUCAUUUCGCGGACUCAAGAAUUCAAAUUACAAGUGAAGUUACUGAGAGAAUAUCCAAUCGUAAUUGUAAAUAUGAACAUCAACGAAAAAGAGGUUGAUAGAAUCUCUGAAGCAGUGUUGUUGUACAUGAACAAGAACCAACCGAAGCAACUGCAAAAGGCCGCAAUCGAUUACUUCCAAGAAGUGUCUUCUUACAAUUGCCCAGCAGUUUAUAUUAAAAUGCUAGCCCAUGAAUCAGAUGCUGAUAAGAAAGUGAAUGUCCGUAAAGUCCUUGAUUUCAUCAUGCGCAAAUAAAUGUUAUCCGCCGUGUAUAAAGAUUAUUUUAAUAAAUAAUGUAAGUAAAAAAUUUCAAAA